AUGGAACAUGGUAUCAGAAUAGGCAGGAAGGACACGACCAAAGGCCCGCCAUUGCGCAUCUUGUCGCUAGAUGGCGGUGGGGUAAGAGGAUACUCGAUGCUCAUCAUCCUGCAAGAGCUCAUGCACAGGACAUUCGUGGAGAUUGAGGGCAGGGCGCCGAAAAGACACGAGAUACCGAAGCCAUGCGAGCACUUCGACCUGAUAGUGGGAACGGGUACUGGAGGACUGAUAGCGAUAAUGCUCGGUCGGUUACGCCUGGAUCUGGAUACUUGCAAAGAGGUGUAUGUGCGCAUGACGAGAAGGGUGUUCGAGACCAACAAGACCUUCCUGGGCAUGCCAUACAAAGGCACCAUGUUCAAGGCGAGCAAGCUGGAAGAAGCCAUUCGGGAAGUGGCACGCGAGCACACAGUCUUCGACGACGAGGGCAACGAUACCUUGGCAAAUGCAACGCCCAUGACACCCAACACUCCCAGCAGUAUGGCUUCGUCGCAUCUGCAGCGUAGUCUGAGCCAAGGCAGCAGGUACAGCUCAAUCGGCAUGGGCGCAGGCAUGGGCAAUAGGACAUUGAUAGGGGCCCUCGCUCGCGGCAACCCGAAUGCUUUGCUGUAUGACACAAGGGAACAUCGGACGAAGACAGCAGUGGCAGCAGUGCUCAAAGGCACCUCGGUCAUCGCACUACUUCGAUCCUAUGACUCGCGAAAGGAGCCAGCGCCCGAUGUCAACUGCACAAUCUGGCAAGCUGGUCGCGCCACGUCUGCGACUCAAAUGGCAUUCAAGCCGAUACAGAUUGGUCAAUCAUGGUACCUGGACGAGGGCGCUGGGAGAUACAACCCAGCGCCACUUGUGCUCGAUGAAGCGAUCAAGAACGAGUGGCCGGGUCGAGAAGUGGGUGUCUUUGUGAGCAUUGGCACUGGCAAGCGACCACCAGGCACUGGCGCAAAGCAGCAUGAAUGGUGGGAGGACUUCAUGGGAGGCUCGAUGGGAGAAUUUGCCGAAGCGCGAAGGAAGCUGAUCUCCAAGCUCGAGGGGUGUGAGGAGAUCCACAAGUACAUGCAACGAGAGCAUCUCGCUGCUCGCGGCGUCAAUCCCGAGAACUAUUACCGAUUGAACGUCGAAGUUGGUGUUGGCGAGUUCGGCAUGGAUGAAUGGAGUCGACUAUCAGAAAUUAGCGCAAGCACUCGAUCGUACCUGUCGAAGAAGGAAGUCGAAAGCAUGAACCAAGGAGCGUCUGCAAAGAUUGCGAAGAUCUUCUUCGCCAAAGUACGACACGACCGAGCCGAAGCCAGAAAGCAAGCAGGUCACGAUGGACCACAGUACAGCAGCAUCAGAGAGCAAAAUCCAUGGGAACGACCACUUCCUGGGGCACCACCACCAAUAAACUUCGCAGUCGAGCUGCCCGGCGAUGAGAGCUACAAAGCAAGUCAGCAACAAUACGAUCACCGUCCGAGUGUAACAGACCAGAAGUACACAGUACAGCCCGGCGAUCAGCAAUACAUGCACCGCCCGAGCGUCGCCGACCAGAAGUACACCGUCACCGGCGAUGGCUACGACAGGUCGUAUGACAACUCACCACAACAACGACCCGUCAACCUUCACCACUCCUCACCACACAACUCAUUACCACACAACUCAUCACCACCCCAUCAGUCACGAACCUCAAACGACUACCCGAACUCCUUCCGCUUCUCCGACGCGUCGACAGCAUACGGCAACGGAUCACCCCGACAAAGUCAAGACUUCGCGCCUCAUCAGCACCCACAACCUCCUUCAUCACCACCUCCAGUCCCGCCCAAAACGCCUACAAAUGGUGGACUACCGUAUCCAGACACUGAUGGCCCAGGCUCAAUGACGAGUCCCCAGGUGCCGCCGAUUCAGCAGUUGCAGCCGAUGUCGUUUAUGUAUAUGGGGGAAUUGAAUAGGAGGUUGGCAUCACCUGGCCCGCCGCCGAAUGUCAAUAUGGCGAAUAAGCCGACGAUGUCGCAGUAG
This is a messenger RNA of Fulvia fulva, 1986 nucleotides long. RefSeq lists its product as uncharacterized. Gene Ontology annotation, biological process: arachidonate metabolic process. Lineage: Eukaryota; Fungi; Ascomycota; Dothideomycetes; Mycosphaerellales; Mycosphaerellaceae. The transcript has a single exon. Bases 1 to 1986 code for a protein of 661 amino acids. Gene Ontology annotation, cellular component: membrane. The record is from RefSeq and is a predicted model, not a curated record.